Messenger RNA from Canis lupus familiaris (dog), 1909 nucleotides. It is a transcript of the gene POLE2, whose product is annotated as DNA polymerase epsilon 2, accessory subunit. The transcript has 19 exons. The record is from RefSeq and is a predicted model, not a curated record. Gene Ontology annotation, molecular function: DNA binding. Bases 446 to 1807 code for a protein of 453 amino acids. Gene Ontology annotation, biological process: DNA-templated DNA replication; error-prone translesion synthesis. NCBI's taxonomy places the organism in Eukaryota, Metazoa, Chordata, Mammalia, Carnivora, Canidae. Gene Ontology annotation, cellular component: epsilon DNA polymerase complex.
GUUUCCGUCCACCACGGCGCAGUGGCCGCUGCGCUCCUCCGCCACGCAGAACGGCUGCGAGUCCGCCAUCCGCGCCGUCGCCGGGUCCAGCCGCUGGGCGCGCCGCAGCCCCUGCCCACGGAGCGGCCUCUCCUCCCGCCGGGCUCCUCCACGCACGAACGGAACGCGUCGAGGGUCGAGAUUGGUGGGAAGGCGGAACGAGUGCGUCUGCGCCGUCCUGCAGCCCGCCCGGGAAGCCCGGCCCAGGCUGGCGUUGCCGUGAAGCCAUUAAGUACCUGACAGAAGCUCUUGAGUCUAUCAGUGAAGUAGAGCUUGAGGAUGCACUGGAAAAAAUCAUCGAUGCAGUUGAAAAGCAACCCUAGAACAUAUUUUCAAUAUCAUAGGAGCAUUUGAUAUUCCACGCUUUGUGUACAGUUCAGAAAGAAAAAAAUUUCUUCCUCUAUUAAUGACCAACCACCCUGCACCAAAUUUAUUUGGAACAGCAAGGGAUAAAGCAGAGCUGUUUCUUGAACGAUAUACCAUUUUACACCAGAGGACCCACAGACAUGAAUUAUUUACUCCUCCAGUAAUAGGUUCUCACCCUGAUGAAACCGGAAGCAAAUUCCAGGUAAAUGCACUUAUCAUUAUUCAGAACACAGCAGUCACUCUCUGUCCAUGGGGAAUAUGUUCCAAGACCCCCAGUGGAUGCCUCAAACCACAGAUAGUACCAAAACCUCUUAAAACAAUAGAAACCCUCCUGGGCAGUACAGCCAAAAUUGGAGAUGUGAUUGUUCUUGGAAUGAUAACCCAGUUAAAAGAGGGAAAAUUUUUUCUGGAAGAUCCUACAGGCACAGUACAACUGGAUCUUAGUAAAGCUCAGUUCCAUAGUGGCUUAUACACAGAGUCAUGCUUUGUUUUAGCAGAAGGUUGGUUUGAAGAUCGGGUGUUUCACGUCAAUGCCUUCGGAUUUCCGCCCACGGAACCCUCAAGCACUACUAGAGCAUACUAUGGAAAUGUGAACUUUUUUGGAGGGCCUUCUAAUACAUCUGUGAAGACUUCUGCAAAACUAAAACAACUAGAAGAGGAGAAUAAAGAUGCCAUGUUUGUGUUUAUAUCUGAUGUUUGGUUAGACCAAGGAGAAGUGUUGAGAAAACUUCACACCAUGUUUUCUGGUUAUUCACCAGCACCUCCAACCUGCUUUAUUAUGUGUGGUAAUUUUUCAUCUGCACCAUAUGGAAAAAGUCAGAUUCAAGCUUUGAAAGAUUCCUUAAAAACUUUGGCAGACAUAAUAUGUGAAUAUCCAAAUAUCCACCAAAGUAGUCGUUUUGUAUUUAUACCUGGACCAGAGGAUCCUGGAUUUGGUUCCAUCUUACCAAGGCCACCAAUUGCUGAAAGCAUCACUAAUGAAUUCAGACAAAGAGUACCAUUUUCAGUUUUUACUACUAAUCCUUGCAGAAUUCAGUAUUGCACACAAGAAAUUAUUGUCUUUCGUGAGGACUUAGUGAAUAAAAUGUGCAGAAACUGUGUCCGCUUUCCUAGUAGCAAUUUGGAUAUUCCUAAUCAUUUUGUAAAGACUAUCUUAUCCCAAGGACACCUGACUCCUCUACCCCUUUAUGUCAGCCCGGUAUACUGGGCGUAUGACUAUGCUUUGAGAGUGUACCCGGUGCCUGAUCUCCUUGUCAUCGCAGACAAAUACGAUCCUUUCACUCUGACCAAUACAGAAUGCCUCUGCAUAAACCCUGGCUCUUUUCCAAGAAGUGGAUUUUCAUUCAAAGUUUUUUAUCCAUCCAACAAGACAGUAGAAGAUAGCAAACUUCAAGGUUUUUGAGAUUCUUAUUAGAGUAUCUGAAGAAAGAAAAUUCAUCAGUUUCUAAUUAAUUUUAUAUUUAUGUGAUUUUGAGAAGUUCCAAUAAAAGUAUGAUAAACUCUA